Molecule: messenger RNA, 3726 nt
Organism: Stylophora pistillata
Lineage: Eukaryota; Metazoa; Cnidaria; Anthozoa; Scleractinia; Pocilloporidae
Product: low-density lipoprotein receptor
Biological process (GO): receptor-mediated endocytosis
Cellular component (GO): signaling receptor complex; plasma membrane; apical plasma membrane
Molecular function (GO): protein binding; hormone binding; calcium ion binding
Source: RefSeq, a predicted model, not a curated record
CCACAAAUCUAGAGGAUGGUGGAGAGCGUUACUAGCUUAAACCUUGGCAUGCGCAAAUACGUUAUAAUAUUUUGUUUACCUUCGCCUCCCUUUGGCUUUCGCGUUUUCACACAUCUUCGGUCCCCGGAGAAUACACGAGAACAUUCCGGAAAUACAGCGAUAACCGCCGUCUAUUUUCAGAGUUUUCAUUGGUCAAAUAUAAGAUCACAUGAUCUAGAUUUGACCAUAUUUGGAAUUCAGUUCUUCGUGUUUAGCAGUUUUCCCGCCAACGGGUUGGUGUGGGUGGCAACAACAAACGUCAGACUUGAGUUUAGAGUUCAUGUGUUAUUCCGACGGAUUUACAGGCUAAAUGUGGUUAAUCUUGUUCCUUCGACCCUAGAAUACGCUUUCCUUGGGAGAAUCUUGGACAUGGGAAGAUCGAGAAAGAACUUGAUCGAGCUUUUGGUUUGUGUGUGUAUCGCUUUGGAUUUUGCUCAAACAAUAGUUGCAGAUUUUCGAUGCGGUAAAGAUCAGUUUGUUUGUGGCAAUGAAACAUGUAUACCUGAAAAUUGGAGAUGUGAUGGGGAAGAUGAUUGCGGAGAUAACUCCGACGAGAAGAAUUGUCCUGUUAGACAUUGUGACCUUAGCACUCAUUUUGAGUGUAAAACUGUUGACCGUUGCGUUCCUCAGAGAUGGGUUUGUGAUUUUGCUAAUGAUUGUGGGGAUAACUCCGAUGAACCAGCAAACUGUGCUGAAAGAACAUGUUCUCAAAAUGAAUAUGCAUGUGGAAAUGGUCAUUGUAUUCCAAUGAGGUGGCGUUGUGAUCAUGAUAAAGAUUGUGAGGACGGUAGUGAUGAACGAGAUUGUGGAACAAUUUCUCCAGGUAACAAGACUUGUGAUGGUAAUCAGUUUACCUGUGGAAAUGGCAAGUGUAUCUCGCGUAGCUGGGUGUGUGAUCGUGACGACGAUUGUACAGAUUACUCUGAUGAAAGGAAUUGCCCUAACAAGACAUGCAAACCAACAGAGUUCACUUGUAACAAUGGAAAGUGUAUAAAAGCUUCCUACAAGUGUGAUGGAGACAAUGAUUGCCAGGAUGGUUCUGAUGAACUUGGCUGUCCAACCACUGGUCCUACGUGCAAGUAUAGUGAAUUUCAGUGCAAAUCUCAUGAAUGUAUUCAUGAAAGUUGGAUAUGUGAUGGAGAAAAUGAUUGCAGUGAUGGUUCAGAUGAGAAAGGAUGCAAUGUUACCUCCUGUGGUCCCAGUGAGUUCAGUUGUACGAAUGGAAGGUGCAUAACUAUUCAUUCACAGUGUGAUGGCAGAAAUGACUGUUUAGACAACUCAGAUGAGCAGGAUUGUGCUCCAGUAAAACCAAAGCCCUGCAAGAAGGAUGAAUUCCAAUGUGGAAAUACAGAGCAAUGCAUUCCAUACAGUAAAGUUUGUGAUGGUAAUGCGGACUGCAAGAAUCGAUUGGAUGAUGAACCUUUGUCUUGUUCAAUUAAUGAAUGUAAUUAUCACAAUGGCCAUUGUCAACAAAUCUGCACUGAUACCAAAACAUCUUACAUCUGCUCCUGUCGCGUGGGCUAUAAAGUAGACAAGGAUGAUCGAAGAGUUUGCAGAGAUGUGGAUGAGUGUGAAAUUCCAGGGUCAUGCAGCCAAGCUUGUUACAACCAGAAAGGAAGUUUCAAAUGUAUUUGCCGGAAUGGCUACGUCAUGGAGCCAGAUCGUCAGAGCUGUAAGGCAAUAGGCGAACCAGGCUUCCUCAUUUUUGCCAAUCGUCAAGACAUUCGCCACCUCUCGUUUGAUUCCUCUGACUACAGAGAAAUGGUUCCAGAGCAGCGGGGUGCUAUAGCAUUAGAUUAUGACUUUGAAAGUGGUUAUAUAUUCUGGACAGAUGUCAUUGAUGAAAAUAUCAGGCGAACAAAGAUGCAUGAUACUUCCCCAGUAGAAGACUUGGUAAAGAUAAACCUUGAUACACCUGAUGGAAUUGCUGUAGAUUGGAUCAACAGAAAGUUAUAUUGGACUGACACAGGUGUAGACAUGAUUGAGGUAUCUGAUUUUGAUGGCAAGAAUCGGCUCCAACUGGUAACAACAAAUCUGGAGGAACCAAGAGCAAUUGUGGUGCAUCCUUUUCUUGGUUUUAUGUUUUGGACUGAUUGGGGUGAGAAAGCAAAGAUUGAGAAGUGUGGUAUGAAUGGAGACCUUGAAACAAGGCUAGAAAUAGUUACUACCAACAUCAUGUGGCCCAAUGCUCUUGCAAUAGAUUAUACUGUGGACAGAAUUUGGUGGGCCGAUGCAAAACUCCACACCAUAGAAUCAUCAGAUUUAGAUGGAGGAAAUAGACGACUUGUCUUAAGUGAGAACAUCAACCAUCCAUUUGCACUGACUGUUUUUCAGAGUUACAUUUAUUGGACAGACUGGCAUCAUAAUGCAAUCCACAAGGCUAAUAAAUUUACUGGUGAAGAGAGAUCAAUUGUAAGGGAGAAUCUGUUUUCACCAAUGGAUAUCCAUGUCUAUCAUCGACAGCGGCAACCAAUAGGGAUGAAUCCAUGUAGUGUUGUAGCAGAGAUUGAAGGCUGCAGCCAUAUUUGUCUGUUAGCUCCCAAAAAUAACAAAUAUCCAGAUGGUUUCUCCUGUCACUGCCCCCCUGGUGUUAAUCUGCUCUAUGAUCAAAGGACCUGCAACACAACAGAUGCUUUCAAAUGCACAAACAAAACAUGUAUGAAUGGUGGAACAUGUAUUGUAAAAGAGGUUGGGGCAUUACCAUCUUGCAUAUGUACUCAUGAGUUCACAGGAAAGGAUUGUAGCGUAAGACGCAGCCUACCUCUUAGUCCCACACCUGACACAAGUGGACAUAAAGCACCACUUAAUGUGGGUCAAUUGCAAGAUGUUCAAAAAGAGGAUGUUGGUGUAACAGCAGGAAUAUCAGUGGCUGUGGUCAUAGUCCUCUUAGCUAUGAGUGGCUUGAUUGGAUGGCUAGUUUACAGAAGAAUACGAAGAAACAAUCUUAGAUCAAUGAGUUUUGAUAACCCUGUGUAUAAGAAAACAACUGAAUCUAAUGGCUCACUGGAUAGAAUAAGUAUAAGGUUUGGUCAUUCACAUGCAAAAAAAUGUCAGUCAUUAUUGAGUUCAUUCCGGAAUGAAGUUGAAAUUCACAGUUGCUAGCACUUCAAUUAUUAUCCAAAUGGCAAAGGCAAGAAAAUCUGAAGAGACUGUUGCAAGUAUAUCUGUCUUUCUUGCCUGUUAUAUCUCUCUGAAUUUAGAGCCUUGUGAGCUGAAAUAUUUUUUAAAGCUAGCAAUGGAAAAGCACAGUUCAGCCUCCAGAUAGUGAUAAAAUGCUUUUGAAUUUCAUGUUUGUAACACUUAACUAGAACUUCACUUUGUUAUAAAAGAAGUUUCGUUAUCUGCUACAGAAGUACUUUUUUGCAACAGUCUUUAAAGAUAGACCAGCCUUUGCCAAGUGGGUAAUAAUUCAUUACAUAGGUUGUCAAAUUAAAAAUAUAAUUAUAUAUUAUCUACAUCUAAUUAUAGAGAUAUUCAUAAGCCCAUCCUGGCGAUGAUAUGGCUUUUCAUAUAAGUGAUAUUUAAAUAAUUAUAAUUUUUUGCAUUCAGGUUCCCAUUGUUACUUGUCUGUUUGGGGAAAACUCAUUUGAAGCCUCUUUGAUUGCUGUGUAAUGUGAUUGCAAAUGUCACAACUUUUUUCAUAAAUAAUAUUAGUUGUUCCUGCUUCUGUGUUGGAAGUGGGUGGGG